Messenger RNA from Xyrichtys novacula (pearly razorfish), 6548 nucleotides. NCBI's taxonomy places the organism in Eukaryota, Metazoa, Chordata, Actinopteri, Labriformes, Labridae. The record is from the annotation of a GenBank genome assembly.
AUGGAUGCUGUUUUAAACUGCAGAAAGGAUGACCUCGAGGAUUAUUAUGGGUUACUAGGCUGUGAUGAACUGUCAACGGUAAGUUGUGAAUAACAAAAAUAGUGUUUUUGUUGAGUCACACAUAUUCUGGGAUCGACAAGAUGACCAAAGUGCUUCGAUUAGACUUAAGAAUCGGGACUUUAUAGGCAGGGUAAGUACACUUGUUAUAAAUCAUCUCAAAGAGCAGGGUGUCACAGUAAAACGUUGUUUUUAGCAACAUUUAGGCGAUAUGGGUUUCCAAACAGAUCCCUUAAGUUAAGAAGCUUUUAAGAGGCCCGUUGAGUUUCAAUAAGUCAUAAUUUUAAAUCAGUUCCCAAAACGGGGUUAACAAUUACAUGCUCACAAAAACACAAUUUCCUGCUGAUUUAGGAGAGUGUUUUCGAUAUUCUUAGGGUGACAGCGGGGCGGCAUUGAUCAUUGAGACUCUUUUCUACAAAACGGUCCUUAAGAUCCCGUCCAAACAAAGAUGACUUUUUAAAGAACUUCAUGAUACACUGUGCCAGAAAUACGAUCAUAAAUAAUAUGGACGGUUUGCAUGAAUGAUUGCAAACACUCUAAAGCGAGACACAAACAUCAUGGCGCAUGCGCCUGGGUUUUUUUUUACUUUAGCUUUAUUAUAGGCCACGAAUUUCAUUCACAAACAACAAAUGCAGGCUAUUACAAGAAGACAUGUUCGACAUGCUCUAAAUGUCAUUGUCUGUUGUACCGUAUCAAAAUAAGAAACACUGUGUUAAUUGGGAUUCAUGAAACUGUGCACAAAUGACAGUAACAGGGAAAAAGAAAACAAGGCAAAACCAAAAGGAAAAAAAUGAAAAGAGAGACAAGGAGGAUCUGCUUGCUGAUUGGGUGAAAAUAUUGUGCAUCAUCUUGUGUUAGCCAUUUUUUGUGGUAGCAUAUACUUUAUAUGGCCAAUGAACAUUUUUUAAACCUGCGCUUAAAAAAAUAUAAAAUGAGGGUAAUUUGUAUAUUUUAAUGGUGUUCUAGUCAAAGUAAUCUACUUUGAUUAAUUUUCUGUGGAAAUGGAAUCGCAGAAAAUAAGUUAUACAGCAGUUUUUGAAAAUAUCACAUCUUUUCCUAUUACUUUAAAGGUAUCUUCCUGAAAUUAAUCAAAAGGGCAGUGGCAUGAAAACAGACAUAGACGUUCAGUAGUUUUUGUCUCACACUCAUAAAAAAGUGCAUCUUUUGAUCAUCCUGGGAAAUACUUAAAAAUACUGAUUUCACAGUUAAGUAAAAACCUGAAAAUUACAUAACUGAUUUUUAUUGAAGAUAUAUAUGAGGCACAAUGGAAUAGUGAUAUGAGAUCAAGAUGAUAUCUACAUAGAACUGUUGGUACACUGUCUGUCCAUUGAACAAAUCCCCUUAAAGGCAUCGGGAGGAGGUUUUAACUGGUGAAAUGGCCUAAAACUGAUACUGAUAUAAAUUGGGACCUGAGAGUGGUGUCUGCCACUUCCCACACAAAGUUUGUGAUAUAUUCAAAAACUACACUUGAUAGAAAAAUGUGAGUACAGGUGAGCAAACUCUUACCCAUGUUCAGGCACAGUUUAGAGGCAGGGGGAAAUUGGUGAUGUAGUUGAUUCGAGGGUAAACUGAAGGCAGAUUUAAUCAUUUACAAGUUUUUUCACAUUCAAAGCCAUUAAAUGUCAUUAUAACUAAUCCAAUUCAGCAUGGUUAUGAAAGUUGACAUUUUCUAUUUACACACUAGUGAAUGCUUUUCAACUUGUCAUUAAGAAAUAAAAGCUUAUCUUAUUGGGUGUUGCAGGUAUCAAAUUGAAAAUGAGUGUAUAUUUUCAAAGAACGAUCAAGUUUAUGUUACAUUAAACUUUGUGUAUUUGUCUUAUAAUAGGGAAAGUAUUUACAAAUCAUUGUGUUCUGUUUUUAUUCAGAUUUUGCUCAAUGUCCCAACUCCAUUAGAAUUGGGGUUUGUCAGUCCAGUGAGCAUUUCUAACCUUAAACUAAAGCUGUUGGAAAAACAUUACUGAACUUAAGCUGUGAGUUGCAGGCAACAUGUUUUCAAUUGCAAAAUGGCUGAGUGGAACUCCUCUGUCUCCCAAGUCCAUGGCCUUAAGUUCAUCAGAGACUUUUGGCUGUCGUCUUGUAAAUAGAUUGCAUCAUGCUGUAGCAUUCUCCUCUGCUGACACAAAAACUAUAGGAAUGGCCAUUGUUGACGCAGGGACGCAGUCCUCCAAUGAGAGCUUUAACAUCCUCGGCAGAUGACAUGGGUAGAAUAGCAAUUGCCAAACUAGAAUUUAAUUCAAGGGAAAUAGUUCUUAUAUUCGUGUAUGCUCCUAAUGAUUUCAACAGCUAUUUCUACAAUUUAAUUACUCCAAAAAUAUCAGAAAUAACAGACUAUUUAUUCAUUGUAGGUGCAGACUUGAAUCCAGUGUGGGAUCCAGUUCUUAAUGGGUCGAGUGUAACCUCCUCAGGGGGCAGGUCAUGGCCACGAACGCUCAUGUUGGUUUUGUAGGGGACCCCAGAGUCCCUUUGGAUGCUAUAAAAGGCUUCAUUAGGAGUAACACAAUAUUAUUUAGCUGUAAUGCACACAAAUCCAGAUCCCUGCAGUUACAAAAUCUUGAGGCAGAGUUUUCCAGGUUGGACUCUGUUUUGAAAUCCAAGAUAAAAAAAAAGCUAGGAAAAGAAGAACUUUAUUAAUCCCAGAGGGGAAAUUUGAUAAUUCUAAUUUUCCAGAGCAAGUUGCUCUACAACGUACAUGAGUUAAGAAGGAAAUAAACAACAUUUUGAAGUAACAGACAGAAUUUAAAGUUUCAAAGAUAUUAUUUUCAUGGUGCUAGACCUAGCCACCUCCUGGCCAUGAGAAUUAGGGCCAGUGACCACUUUUCAGACAUUAAAUUAGCAGAUGGCAAUAUUACCUCUGACACUAAACUGACCUUGUUCCAGAAAAACAAGGAGGAGGACCCCAGUAAGAGAAGACAAUAAUAAGAUCAUCUGAGCGAGUCUAGCUUUAUUCAUUGGGGAAAGUUGGACUCUGAGGUAAAGUUCGGUGGUUCGGCAAAAGAGGUAUGCCCUGGAGUGGUGUUCUCCCUCACUUCUAUAUAGAGAUGUCCAUAUAAAGUCCCCCAGACACAGGCUGAGUGUGUUUGCAAUUAUUCAGAUAAAGAAGACCUGGAAAUAAAAGCUAAAAUGCUGACCUCUUGCCUCAUUCAUCUUUUGAUGUCAAACCCAAAUGUUUUCAAUCGACAACAAAAAUACAGGAGUUGGCCUCACUGUUCCAAUCCUUUCGGAAGGGAGUGUAUGUGUCCUUUUCUUGAAUUUAUGCCCUUCAAAAUUAAUUACUGUUAGUGAUUGGUUCCUUCAAAGUAAUAGUUUAUAUAAAUAUGAUAAAGUAAAUAUUUCUUUAUUGAAUCUUUUAUAUUUCAGACUGAACAGAUUCUUAACGAGUACAAGAUUCGAGCCUUGGCAUGUCAUCCUGAUAAAAACCUUCAAGACCCAGGAGCAGGUAGAUGGGACCUCUUAUACAGUGUUGGAAAAAAGUUUGGAAUAUUUGUCAAUUCAACCCCAGCCUCAUGUUUAACACGGUCUGCUGCUUUCUGGAGAAUUAUUCAAAGACUUUUUAAUGUUCCCUGGUCUCUGUGAUAUGUUUUUGAAAUUCACAUCAAACUAUGUUGUUUCUCAAAAAAUUGUAGGGCGGACACCUCAUGAUUCACAAAAAGCCAUAGAAAUAACGCAUAAAAUCAUGAGUCGGUAUUUAAUAAAUAAACGGCUGUAAUUUUAAAUUGCCACAAAAUACGUGGACCAUCUUUGAAAGCAACAUCAAACAUAACAAGACGAUAACAACAAUACAGUCAGUACUCUGUGUGACCGCCUCUAGCAUUGUACAAUGCGCGUACACGUCUGGGCAUGCUGGUCACUAGGUUGGUAAGAGUUUCAACCGGGAUUUCUCGCCAGCAUUGGAUCACAGCCUGAGUCAGUUCAGCCACGUUUGUUGGAGGAUCAUUCACGUUAGACGAAACACUGAAGAAAAUAUUCCAAACUUUUUUCCAACACUGUAUAUGGCCAGAAUUUUAUAUAUAUAUGUAUAUAUGUAUAUAUGUGUGUAUAUAUAUAUAUAUAUAGAUAUAUAUAUAUAUAUAUACACACAUUUAUAUAUACACAACUGUUCAAAAGUUUGGGUCACUCAUACAUUUCCUUAUUUUUGAAAGAAAAGCACUGUUUUUUUCAAUGAAGAUAAGAUUAAACUAAUCAGACAUACACUCCAUACAUGCGGUAGAUGACUAUUCUAGCUGCAAACGUCCAUCACUCCAGUGUUCUAAUGGUACAUUGUGUUUGCUGAUUGUGUUAGAAGGCUAAUGGAUGAUUAGAAAACCCUUGUGCAAUUAUGUUAGCACAGCUGAAAACAGUUUUGCUAGUUAGAGGAGCUAAAAAACUGACCUUCCUUUGAGCUAGUUGAAAAAUGAAGGCUAUUCGGUGCAAGAAAUUGCCAAGAAACUGAGGAUUUCCUACAAUGGUGUGUACUACUCCCUUCAGAGAACAGCACAAACAGGCUCUAACCAGAGUAGAAAGAGAAGUGGGAGGCCCCGCUGCACAACUAAGCAAGAGGACAAGUACAUUAGAGUCUCUAGUUUGAGAAAUAGACGCCUUACAGGUCCUCAACUGGCACCCGCAUUAGAUAGUACACGCAAAACGCCAUUGUCAACGUCUACAGAGGCGACUCUGGGAUGCUGGCCUUCAGGACAGAGUGGCAAAGAAAAAGCCAAAUCUGAUACUGGCCAAUAAAAAGAAGAUUAAGAAGGGCAAAAGAACACAGACAUUGGACAGAGGAAGAUUGGAAAAAAGUGUUAUUGAUGGACGAACCGAAAUUUGAGGUGUUUGGCUCACACAGAAGAACAUUUGUGAGACGCAGAACAACUGAAAAGAUGCCGGGAGAGUGCCUAACACCAUCUGUCAAUUAUGGUGGAGGUAAUGUGAUGGUCUGGGGUUGCUUUGGUCCUGGUAAAGUGGGAGAUUUGUACAAGGUGAAAGGGAUUUUGAAUAAGGAAGGCUAUCGCUCCAUUUUGCAACGCCAUACCAUACCCUGUGGACAGCGCUUGAUUGGAGCCAAUUUCUUCCUACAACAGGACAAUGACCCAAAGCACACCUCAAAAUUAUGCAAGGAGGCAGCUGGUAUUCUAUAUGAAAUGGAGUGGCCAGCACAGUCACCAGAUCUCAACCCCAUUGAGCUGUUGUGGGAGCAGCUUGACCGUAUGGUACGCAAGAAGUGCCCAUCAAGCCAAUCCAACUUUCGGGAGGGGCUUCUGUAGGCGUGAGAUGAAAUUUCUCCAGAUUACCUUAACAAAUUAACAGCUAGAAUGCCAAAGGUCUGCAAUGCUGUAAUUGCUGCAAAUAGAGCAUUCUUUGACGAAAGCAAAGUUUUAAGGUGACCCCAAACUUUUGGAAAGUAGUGUAUGUGUGUAUACACACACACACACACACACACACACACACACACACACAUAUAUAUAUAUAUAUAUAUAUAUAUAUGUGUGUGUGUGUGUGUGUGUGUGUGUGUGUGUGUGUGUGUUGUGUGUGUGUGUGUGAGUCCGUUUUGUCUGACAUGAUGGUGGGAUGAAGUAAUGGUUUGUGUAAAGUCUCCCUGCAUAGUAAAUCAUAUGGAUUUAUUGUAUUGAUUUCUACUCAUUAUGUGUUUUUUUCUUUUUCACAGUGGCAGAUUUCCAAAAGCUACACGAGGCCAAAGAUGUUUUAUGUAAUCCAGCCAAAAGAAAAAACUACGAUCUUUGGAAAAGAAGCGGUGUUACUAUUCCAUAUCAGGACUGGCAAGCCUUAAAUGACACUGUGAAAACUGUAUGUGUUGUCUUUACUCAGUAUACAUUUGUAAAGAUUUAAUCAAAAAGCUGAUGAUGAAUUUAAUCCUGUUUGCAGUCAAUGCACUGGGCAGUAAGAAAUAAGAAGGAGCCGAUGCUGGAGGCCUCAAAAGCAGAUAACCCUGCCACUUCCCAAGCAGCAAGGAUCUGUCCAUGUGAUAUCAUACAGUCUUCAAGUAAGUCAAUGUGACACUGCUGCCGAGUAUUAAUGGCUGUAUAUUUACAUGUAUGUAAAUAUAAAGAUGUAGGGCACAUAGACUCUUUAAGGCUUUGGAUUUUCUAACUUCUGAUCUCUGCCUAAAUGAGAAAAGGUCACUUUCCAUGUUUACAACGUGCAAUUUGAGGAAACAAAUCUAUUCUCAACUUAUGCAUGUUAUCUAGAUUUAAAUAAAGAUUUAAAUCUAAAUCCAGUGAUUCAGCCUGGCAUCCACUGGUCAAGAACUGACUGAUGAUUUCAUCAAUUUUCCAGUCAAGUAAUUCCACAUCUACUUUAUUUUAUUUUCACCAGUUCUGAUCAGAGCAUUUGAAGCUGCUCUUGUAAAUUCUCACGCCAACACACCUUAACAUUUACAGUUCACUUUAAAGGCUGAUUUUUUUUUUUUCUUUCUAGGGGACUCCUUCCAUCCACCAUACCAUUGGGUUUCUGAUUCAUCAUCCAGCCUGCUUCAAAAGUUUAGAAAAUAUGAAAUAUAA